Messenger RNA from Trichosurus vulpecula (common brushtail), 1460 nucleotides. It is a transcript of the gene MAD2L1, whose product is annotated as mitotic arrest deficient 2 like 1. Gene Ontology annotation, cellular component: nucleoplasm; kinetochore; cytoplasm. The coding region runs from base 80 to 697 and encodes 205 amino acids. The record is from RefSeq and is a predicted model, not a curated record. Gene Ontology annotation, biological process: mitotic spindle assembly checkpoint signaling. NCBI's taxonomy places the organism in Eukaryota, Metazoa, Chordata, Mammalia, Diprotodontia, Phalangeridae. The transcript is spliced from 5 exons.
GGCGCGGCUGUUUUUGAACGUGGCGGCGGGGCUGUUGUGAAGUAGCUCGAGCUCCUGCCGCUGUGCCGUGACCGUGGCCAUGGAGCGGCAGCUCACCCGGGACCAGGGUAUCACCUUGCGCGGCAGCGCCGACAUUGUCGCCGAGUUCUUCUCAUUUGGCAUCAACAGUAUCUUAUAUCAGCGUGGCAUAUACCCAUCCGAAACCUUUACUCGGGUGCAGAAAUACGGACUGACUUUGCUUGUGACAACGGAUCCCGAUCUCAUAAAAUACUUGAAUAAUGUGGUGGACCAACUAAAAGACUGGCUGUAUAAUUGUUCAGUUCAGAAACUGGUGGUGGUGAUCUCGAAUAUUGAAAGUGGCGAGGUCCUUGAACGGUGGCAGUUUGAUAUUGAGUGUGACAAAACUGCAAAGGAAGACAGUGCACCAAGAGAGAAAUCGGUGAAAUCUAUCCAAGAUGAAAUUCGGUCAGUGAUCCGACAAAUCACAGCCACCGUGACAUUUCUGCCGUUGUUAGAAGCAGCUUGUGCAUUCGAUCUACUCAUUUACACAGACAAAGAGCUCGUAGUCCCUGAAAAGUGGGAAGAAUCUGGGCCACAGUUUAUUGCCAAUUCUGAAGAGGUCCGUCUUCGUUCCUUUACUACGACUAUCCACAAAGUAAAUAGCAUGGUGGCCUACAAAAUCCCUGUCAACGAAUGAGGGCAAGGGGAGGAAAAUAAUGUACGUGUGAUUCUCGAAUUGAAUUUCCCUUAAGAUAAUUUAAAUAGAGAUGAUGCAUUUUAUUUCAUUGGUGAAACUUUGCAUGGGAAAACUAAUAUUCUGUUGGACUGGGUGUGAUUAUUCUACUGUCUGUACAUACUUGAGCUAGUAGGGUUGACAUCAUGGAUUAGAGAGGAUUUUAGUGUUUUACCCUAAUUUUAUUGUGUUUUUGACUAAAUAGAUUAGUACAGAAGCAACCUUGCUCAGUGGAGGAAGAAGAUAUUCAGUUGCGGGUGCUAACACAUUAGUGUUCAGCCUUUGCAAGUCGUAGGCACUGUGUUCAGUCUUCAGUCUAAAGUUGACACCUGCUUAAAAUCAAAUGCUUUAUUCAUAACUUGAGUAAAAUUUUCAGUAAGAAGGUGAUGAGUGUACCAAGAGAGGCCUAAAUAUUAGAAUUCUUUGUUUUUAUGGUUUUUUUUGUUCCCGAGAAUAGCUAAAAAGAUAUUGAUAAUAUUAAUCCAUCAGUUAUGACAAUGACUAGUUCAUUUUAUCCCAGCAUAUCAGUUACUCCUUUGGAAACCUUCCAGAGUUUGAAAUCCUUUUAUUAUCAAUAUUUGUGUAAGCUGUGGUGACAGUGCUCUACAUUUUUCUUGUCUUACUUGAGAGAACAAAACUCUGAUUUUUAAAAAUGUCUUUUUAUAUGUUUUGCAAUAACCAAGCCUUAAAUGUCUGUAAAUGGUGAAAUAAAGUUAAUUUUGUGACU